AUGGUUUUGGAACCAGGAAGAAAUGUUACCCUACAAUGUAUUGGUGUUGGUCCUCCUGCUCCAGAUGUAUAUUGGACAAAGGGAUCCGUUCGAAUUGAAAGUGAACAGAAAGGGCAGUUACGUCUUCUAAACGUAUCUCAGCAAGAUACUGGAGUGUACCGCUGCCACGCUGUCAACUACUUGGGACAAGACGUAAGACAAACACGAAUAAUUCUUACAGAGAUAAAAUUUGUUAUUCGUCCUCCUCCUACUGUUGUCGCGUCUGCUUUUGCCACAAUAGUAAUGAACUGCACUGCUGAGAUAGCACCUGGAAUACCAAUAUCUACACGAUGGGAAUUGAUACAAGGACGGUGCAGAUCGGGUUCGGUCAAGAGAACCAGUUUAUCCAAUGGAACGCUAAUUAUACGAAAUGUGACCGAAUGGGAUAGUGAUACUUAUGUAUGCUACGCCGGUAACGAUUGGAUUUCAGCGAAAGUACAUGUGAGGGUGGCAGUGGAUAUGAGUUGGAUGCUGACAAGUGACAACUGUCAAGGAUUUCGUCAGUCUGCUUACAACAGAUCUGUUUAUUAUGCGGUGUCUUCGUCUACAAUAUGGAAUAGAUCUAAAUACUAUCAUUGCCCUGCGGGUUAUUAUUGGCCAUGCACUGAAGAGGGACACAAGAUAUUCAAUAACAACAACUGGUCAGGACCAAAGUCGUACUACAGUCGAUGUGGAUGGAGUGGUUAUAACUACCGCGGAGGAUACAGACAGUACUUUAGGUUUCGUGACUCGUCGUCAACAUACGCGUACAAAAAUGCUGGAGGUGAUGAUGCAGACGGGAUAUCUAGCACUAGUUCUACCUCCAACUUUGCUGGCAUCAUUUGCGUAAAGGAAUGAUGUUGUAUAAGUUGACACAAACUUGCUGCAUAUAAGCAAGCUAUCUGUAGUGUCUUUCAGCGCUUGCAGGCUUGAAUAGGACAAGAGUCUAGCUUUUGCAUAGCUUUUGUGGGUAUUUGUGUGCAGUCUGACUUAUCUUAAAAGCUAAGUUUUGUUGCUUGUGUGUCUACUGUGCAUUCUUUCUUAUAUUCGU
Corticium candelabrum is the source of this 1069-nucleotide messenger RNA. Its product is annotated as neural cell adhesion molecule L1.1-like. The record is from RefSeq and is a predicted model, not a curated record. Bases 1 to 876 code for a protein of 291 amino acids. The transcript is spliced from 3 exons. NCBI's taxonomy places the organism in Eukaryota, Metazoa, Porifera, Homoscleromorpha, Homosclerophorida, Plakinidae.